CGGAAGUAUAGGUGGCGGGCGAGUAGGAAGUGGUGUUUCCUCUGGUAGACAUGGCGGCUUUUGCUCCGCUGCCCCCGCUCCCCCCGCAGUUUAAGAGCAUACAACAUCAUCUGAGGACAGCUCAGGAACAUGACAAGCGGGACCCUGUGGUGGCCUAUUACUGUCGUUUAUAUGCGAUGCAAACCGGAAUGAAGAUUGAUAGUAAAACUCCGGAAUGUCGUAAAUUUUUAUCAAAGCUAAUGGAUCAGUUAGAAGCUCUUAAGAAACAGUUGGGUGAUAAUGAAGCUAUUACACAAGAAAUAGUGGGCUGUGCACAUUUGGAGAACUAUGCUUUGAAAAUGUUUUUGUAUGCAGAUAAUGAAGAUCGUGCUGGGCGAUUUCACAAAAACAUGAUCAAGUCCUUCUAUACUGCAAGUCUUUUAAUAGAUGUCAUAACAGUGUUUGGAGAACUCACAGAUGAAAAUGUGAGACACAGAAAGUAUGCAAGGUGGAAGGCAACAUAUAUUCAUAAUUGUUUAAAGAAUGGAGAGACUCCUCAAGCAGGUCCAGUUGGAAUUGAAGAAGAUAAUGAUGUUGAAGAAAAUGAAGAAGUUGGAGCAGCCUCUUUGCCCACUCAGCCACCUCAGCCAUCAUCAUCUGCUUAUGACCCAAGUAGCAUGCCACCAAGUAGCUAUACUGGCAUACAAAUUCCUCCUGGCGCACACGCUCCAGCUAAUACACCAGAAGUGCCUCACAGCACAGGUGUAACAAGUAAUACUAUCCAACCUACUCCACAGACUGUUCCAGCCAUUGAUCCCUCACUUUUCAGUACUAUUUCCCAGGGAGAUAUCCGCCUAACUCCAGAAGACUUUGCUAGAGCCCAGAAAUACUGCAAAUACGCUGGCAGUGCUUUGCAGUAUGAAGAUGUAAGCACUGCUGUGCAGAAUCUGCAGAAGGCCCUCAAGUUACUUACUACAGGCAGAGAAUGAAACUUUUGUAUGACCACUCCAUGCAUUUUUUUUUACUUAAAGGACUAACAGUUCAUUACUCUAUCUCCACCCUAUCAGGAGCACAGUUUUAAGGAAGACUUUCACUCCACUGAAUGUUAUAAUGAAAUCUGCCUGUGUAUCAGAAUCUGGUUGAAGCAUUCAACAACAGCCUCACCCAAGUUUUCAUUGUUUAUUGGAUUCAUUAUUCUUGGGACAUAUAGGCCUGAUGUUAGCAAUAUUGUAAAAAGACAAACCGAACCUUCUUUCACAAAAUGAAAGAACACUUCUGUAAGAUAUAUUGGGAGAAAGUUUAUACCAUAAUAACAUGUAUUAAGUUUUUAAGUCUACAAUUUGAACAACUGGACCAUACUACUUCACUAUAAAAUUCUAGACUUAACUUUUAGCAAAUAUUGUGAGAAAAUUCUAGAUUACAGAUCAUGUUUAUAUUUUCCUUGCAAUUUAUAGAACAAGGGGAAAUGUCCAAAAAUGGUAUAUGAACUGGAAAGUUUGUUUAAAGUUCAGUGUAUAUUCAUGUUAAGCACAGCUACAUUAAAAGACUCAAUUUUCAUGGAGGGUAGAAUCACCUUCAGACUUAAGAAUGAUGUCCAUUUUCUAACAGUUUUACUUAUCCAUUGAAGCUUAAGGGGAAUUAUAAGCAGUUAGACUGCAUGUAUUAGAGAAUGAGGGGAACUGUAAUGCCUGGGAAACCUGAUGCUUUAAAUUAAGCUUCUCUUCUACUGCUGUGGAAUAAAUUCCAUAGAGUGUAACUAUGAAUGAUAUGCAGGAGGCUAUAAGAACUUAGAUUCUCAGCUGUAUUUAUAAGUUUUGUAGGAAAUUAUGGACUUAUUGUGUCGACUGUAUUUGUGCUGUGUAAAAAUAAAUACAACUUAUUCUGUGCAAA
Molecule: messenger RNA, 1869 nt
Organism: Erinaceus europaeus (western European hedgehog)
Lineage: Eukaryota; Metazoa; Chordata; Mammalia; Eulipotyphla; Erinaceidae
Gene: VTA1
Product: vesicle trafficking 1
Exons: 8
Coding region: 51-968 (305 amino acids)
Biological process (GO): late endosome to vacuole transport via multivesicular body sorting pathway
Cellular component (GO): multivesicular body
Source: RefSeq, a predicted model, not a curated record